Messenger RNA from Gymnogyps californianus (California condor), 1261 nucleotides. It is a transcript of the gene OARD1, whose product is annotated as O-acyl-ADP-ribose deacylase 1. The record is from RefSeq and is a predicted model, not a curated record. The transcript is spliced from 6 exons. Gene Ontology annotation, biological process: peptidyl-glutamate ADP-deribosylation. The coding region runs from base 173 to 628 and encodes 151 amino acids. NCBI's taxonomy places the organism in Eukaryota, Metazoa, Chordata, Aves, Accipitriformes, Cathartidae.
ACGGGGCAGGGGUGAUUUGGAGGAGGAUGGAAGGCCUGUGGGUGCCAGUUGUGUGGUGACCCUGGACUGAGGCCUCCUUGCACUUCAUGGGCUGGAGCUGUGGGGCUGCAGCGGGAAAGCUUGCACCUCACUAUUUAGGGCUGCGGGAGUCUUCACCAUAGCCCACGUUACCAUGGCCACCCACUUCUCCAAGGAUCAGGAGGAGAGAAUCAAGUGUGUUAAGGGGGACCUUUUCUCGUGCCCCCAGACGGACUCACUGGCUCAUUGCAUCAGCGAGGACUGUCGCAUGGGUGCAGGCAUAGCUGUUCUUUUUAAGAAAAAGUUUGGAGGCGUACAAGAGCUGUUGGAUCAACAAAAGAAGACUGGGGAGGUGGCAGUUCUCCAAAGAGAGGACCGAUACAUUUACUACCUGAUUACAAAGAAGAAAGUUUCUCACAAACCAACAUAUGAGAAUAUGCGAAAGAGUUUAGAAGCCAUGAAAGCUCACUGUCUAAACAAUGGAGUUACUGACAUUUCCAUGCCUAGGAUUGGAUGUGGACUUGACCGCCUGGAUUGGAAUAAAGUUUCAGCAAUACUUGGGGAAGUGUUUGAAGACACAGAUAUAAAGAUCACAGUUUACUCUCUGUGAGCAAAAGGGUUUAAAGAGCGCCCCAUUUCCCUUGCUUUCAGGAGUGGAAACCUGUUAACUGAUGAGGGGGGAAACUGCAUGCUGAGCACAUUCUUCGUCUGAGCGUAGCUCACUCUUGUGUUGUCAGUGGCAGUGGCUUUUAAAAACAAACAAAAAAAAAAAGCUCCAGAGCAGCUAAUUUGGGAUGUAGUGUUCAGGGAGCCUGUGAAGAAGGCAGGGCUGUUGUGGUAACCCUCUGGGAGUUCCUGAUCUGUCCCAGCAAGCCACCAGAUGUCACUGGUCCUCCAUGGAGCACAUGCCUGUGCUAGAGCUUCUACUUAAAGCUGACAGUUCCUGUGCAGAGUGAAAUUGGAGCUGUCUGUUGCUUAGGUAUUUGUUGGUUUGUAGUUACGGUUGAUAAUGAUGAGCUGUGGAGCCUUGUCACUUUUUUUUAAGGUUCUGCAGUGUUCAUAUCUGGCAUACAGUUUACUUACUCUGUUUGUUACAGGAUUAAAAAUUUAAUUUCGACCUUCUGGCCACAAAUACAAUUUUUUGUUAUGAGAUUGUACUCACUAAGAAUCAUGCUGUCAACAUUAAAUAAAUAGCUCUUCAGUACUCUGCUGUCUGAUCAGAGCACGAUCCUUUUGAAGAACA